Messenger RNA from Amborella trichopoda, 1560 nucleotides. The record is from RefSeq and is a predicted model, not a curated record. Lineage: Eukaryota; Viridiplantae; Streptophyta; Magnoliopsida; Amborellales; Amborellaceae.
AUGAGAAAUGCAACUAAUACCAAUUACCAAGGAGACUAUUCUCACUUCAAAGUUCAAAGACUAGUAGUUAGUAUAUUAUGUAGGAAUAACACACUUCGAAGAUGGAAGAGAGAGAACACGCAUUCCCUUGCUCCAAGGGAUUCUCUAAUCAAAUUCUCAAUUCCCAACAUUAAUGAUUCCACCACCACCACCACCAAUUCCUCCACCAACUCCAGCUCCAAUUCCAACUCCAGCACCAAUUCCACCACCUCCACCACCAGCUCCUCCGCCAAGUCCACCACCGGCUCCUCCACCGCGGCCACCAACACCAGCACCAGCACCAAGUCCUACUCCAAGUCCACUUCCACCGCCAACACCACCACCACCACCACCUCCACCUCCACCUCCACCUCCGCCAAUUCCCCCUCCACUACCACCACCAAGUCCCCCACCACCACCAGCACCUCCUCCAAGACCACCGCCACCACCAAUUCCAGCACCAACUCCAACACCUCCGCCAAUUCCGGCACCAACUCCACCACCGCCGACUCUAGCACCUCCACCAAUUCCUCCUCCAACUCCGGCCCCACCACCAAUUCCUCCUCCAACUCCACCUCCAGCACCACCACCAAUUCCUCCUCCACCACCACCUGCACCCCCGCCAAUUCCUCCUCCAACUCCAGCUCCACCACCACCACCAAUUCCUCCACCAGCACCCGCACCACCACCAAGUCCACCACCACCACCAAUCCCUCCACCAGCAUCACCACCAAUUCCUCCACCAGCACCCGCACCACCACCAAGUCCACCACCACCACCACCACCUACUCCACCUCCAAUUCCACCACCACCACCUACUCCACCUCCAAUUCCACCACCACCACGACCACCUACUCCACCUCCAAUUCCACCACCAUUGCCAACUCCACCACCAAUUCCUCCGCCAGCACCGGCACCGGCACCACCACCAAUUCCUCCACCACCACCUCCUCCACCUCCAAUUCCACCACCACCGCCAACUCCGCCCAACACCACCACCACCACCACCAAGUCCACCAUGACCUCCGCCAAUUCCUCCACCAACUCCGCCACCAGCACCACUACCACCACCAAGUCCACCAUGACCUCCGCCAAUUCCUCCACCAACUCCACCACCACCACCACCCCCAAUUCCUCCACCAACUCCACCACCGCCGCUUCCUCCUCCAACUCCACCACCACCGCCGCUUCCUCCCCCAACUCCACCACCACCCCCAAUACCACCUCCAAUUCCUCCAUGACCUCCUCCAAUUCCACCACCACCACCACCACCUCCUAUUCCUCCACCAAUUCCACCACCACCUCCUAUUCCUCCACCAAUUCCACCACCGCCACCAACUCCACCUCCAAUUCCUCCAUGACCGCCACCACCACCUCCACCAAUUCCCCCACCACCGCCAGUUCCUCCAUGACCUCCCCCAAUUCCACCACCUUUCUUACCUCCACCACCGUGGUGAUGGUGGUGGGGGCUUUUCCCGAUACAGUCUUUCCCUAAAUUCCCUGUCUUUCCUUUAUGCCCACCAUCUGGCUUUCCACUACUAA